AUGUUGGUGUUCAUCUGGGCCAAUCUUCUCUUCUUUCUGAGUGGAAACAUCCGUGGUGCCAACAGCAGCACUUCACCAGCUCUGAGCCAGAAGCCCACAGUGAAGGCUCACCCUCUGAUGGAGGGACGUGAGACCUCACUGACCUGCACCGCUCCAGCUCUCUGUGCUGGAACUCCUCCAAAAAUCAUCUGGACAUGGAGAGGAAAGGGAGAACACGUCUCUCACAUCCCAUCCACCAUCAUUAGUAAUUUCACAAAGUAUCCGACCUUUGGUACACAGCGACACAGGUCAAUGGUGAACUUUACACCUUCUGCUGAACACCACGGCACUGAGGUCACCUGCCGGGUGAACUUCACAGACAACAUCUCAUCAGAAGAGACGGUGACUCUGAAUGUGACCUUCCGACCAACCAUCCUAAAUGGCUCUGAGUGUGUGCUUCAGUCAGGGGCCCUGACCUGUUUGUGUAUCAGUCAGGGGGUUCCCUUGCCCUCCAUCAAAUGGCCACUUCUGGAGAAAAGCAGUGAGUACAUUAUCACCACCUCACUGUCAAGCAUCCAACGAUUUACCAUUAGCGAGACCAUUAGUCUGCCACUCAAGGACCAAGACACCACCACUGUAGAGUGUUUUAGCAGUAACCAGGUGGGCGACAUGAGAAAAGACCUUACAGUCACCAAAACACCCCCAUUAAAACAACAGGAUCAACACUGCGGAGUCCUCAGUAAUAUUAUCAAACUGAAAAUCACUUUGAUAUUAUUGAAUGGCAUGAUCCUGUCGGCCACCAUCGGCUAUCUGAGACCAGUACCACCGCUGCUUCGAUACGCUGACUACCACCCCACCUCUCGGAGCCUCCACCAGCGCCGCAGCUUCACCGGCAUAUGCUUCGUCAUUUUCGGCGGAAAUACCGUCACCGUGGAUCCCGCCGGCCGGGGCUUCCGCUUCGAUGGUGCAGUUGAGACAGAAACACAAGAACAGUGUCGUGAUGGUUUCUGCAUCACUCUUAGUAAAGACACCAUAAAAGCAGUGGCUGGACUCUGUGUUGUUGUACCAUGCUCUUUCACUCCUAAACCGGGCUUUAAAACUGAUCGCAUGAUUUGGAAGUAUAAUAGAAAGGUAGUAUUCCACUCUACGCGUCCUGGAGACGUUUCAGCAGGCUUUAAGGGAAGGACGACACUGUUGGAACCAAAUAUUACCGGACGGAGAUGCAGCUUCAUCAUCAGUGACCUCACUCAGUCAGACUCUGGAUCAUAUCAGUUCAGAAUUGAAGGAAGUAACGGAUUUACAUUCCCUUUCGACACAAGAGUCACUGUAUCAGCUCUGAGCCAGAAGCCCACAGUGAAGGCUCACCCUCUGAUGGAGGGACGUGAGACCUCACUGACCUGCACCGCUCCAGCUCUCUGUGCUGGAACUCCUCCAAAAAUCAUCUGGACAUGGAGAGGAAAGGGAGAACACGUCUCUCACAUCCCAUCCACCAUCAUUAGUAAUUUCACAAAGUAUCCGACCUUUGGUACACAGCGACACAGGUCAAUGGUGAACUUUACACCUUCUGCUGAACACCACGGCACUGAGGUCACCUGCCGGGUGAACUUCACAGACAACAUCUCAUCAGAAGAGACGGUGACUCUGAAUGUGACCUAUCUGAAGGAUCCCAGGAUCACUGGAAAUACCGUUGUGGCAGAGGGUGACGCUUUAAACCUGACCUGCAGUGUCGACAGUUACCCUCCAUCUCACAUCACAUGGACUACAGCUGAGCCGGACAAACGGCCGCAGGCCGGCAGGGGAAAUGCCAGUCUAAUCAUCCCUGCGGUGAAAAGAGAACACUCUGGAAGGUAUACCUGUACAGCAGAACAUCUGAACAAGAGCCUGACAGCAUCUGUCGAAGUAACUUUGAUGGUCCGACCAACCAUCCUAAAUGGCUCUGAGUGUGUGCUUCAGUCAGGGGCCCUGACCUGUUUGUGUAUCAGUCAGGGGGUUCCCUUGCCCUCCAUCAAAUGGCCACUUCUGGAGAAAAGCAGUGAGUACAUUAUCACCACCUCACUGUCAAGCAUCCAACGAUUUACCAUCAACGAGACCAUUAGUCUGCCACUCAAGGACCAAGACACCACCACUGUAGAGUGUUUUAGCAGUAACCAGGUGGGCGACAUGAGAAAAGACCUUACAGUCACCAAAACACCCCCAUUAAAACAACAGGAUCGGCAUGAAGAAAGCCCACUUAGUAUUAUAAAACUGGAAAUCAUUUUAGCAUUCCUGAGUGGUGUAGUCCUUUCAGCCACCAUCUGCUAUUUGACAACAACAUGUCUGAGAUCCCAAAAGAGGAACUGCAGAAGUCUGCCCGAGUCUGCGGAGAUGAUGACU
Messenger RNA from Lampris incognitus (smalleye Pacific opah), 2352 nucleotides. Its product is annotated as sialic acid-binding Ig-like lectin 5. The record is from RefSeq and is a predicted model, not a curated record. The transcript is spliced from 11 exons. NCBI's taxonomy places the organism in Eukaryota, Metazoa, Chordata, Actinopteri, Lampriformes, Lampridae. The annotation marks the transcript as partial.